UGGCGAACACGCUGAAAUGCUGACGAAGAAGAGAAAAAUGGGAGACAGGAAGGAGAAAGAUUCGAAUAAAACAGCACAGAAAUGGCCUGUCAUCAAGCCAAAAAAGAAUCUCCAGAUUACUCGGCUCAAAGAUAGCGAUCUAUUCACGGUUCAGAGUUUUUUCUCAUCCGCUGAAUCGAAGGCAUUCAUUAAAGUUGCAGAAGCAAUUGGUUUUUCUCAUCAAGGGAGUCUUGGUCCAACUAAAGGUGAAGCUUACAGGGAUAAUGAUCGAAUUUCUGUUCACGACCCUGCACUUGCAGAUACAAUUUGGGAGUCUGGACUUGACAAAGUAUUUUCUGAUAUAAGAAUACGAGGGAAGGUUGCUGUUGGUCUAAAUCCUAAUAUAAGACUCUACAGAUACAACGUUGGUCAACGUUUUGGACGUCAUAUUGAUGAAAGUGUUGAUCUUGGAGAAGGAAAUUGCACUUAUUACACGUUGCUUGUGUAUUUGAGUGGUGGCCUUAAAUCAAGUCCCAAAAAUGCGACAAAAAAGCCAGGCGAUUUGUCUGUUGAUCCCCUAUCAGGAGGAGAAACUGUAUUCUAUGGUUCAAGAAAUAGUGUUGUGGCUGAGGUGACUCCUACUGAAGGGAUGGCUCUCCUGCACCUUCACGGAGAUAAAUGCUUGUUGCAUGAAGCCAGAAAUGUCACAAAGGGUGUCAAAUAUGUUUUCCGCUCAGACAUAGUAUUUGCUUGACGAAUGGCAUAUAUCUUCUGCCAGACGACACUAUAUCCUUUAAGGAUUUAUCCUUAUUAGCUGAUCACUCAACGAAAAUUAUUAUUAUUAUGAUCAUGAUUAUUAAUGUUGGUGCACUGCGGAAAUUCAUUUCCGUGUGGAGAUUCAUGCCUUUGAUCUUUUUCUGCCGGAUAAACACUUAGAACUAGUAAUUAAAUUUUUGCAGUUUUAGUUUUACUUCAUGUUGUUGUUGGAACAUUACGAUGCCCAAAACUCUAAUGUGAUGCUUGUUGCCUUGGGUGAUGCAUCCAACUUCUGAUUUCUUGUCUUUCUCAUGAUUGUUCUAUUUUGGUGUGAGUUGCAUGAAAGAUUAUGCAACACUGAAGGAGGAAGUUCUAGUUUAGGGAGAUAUAUUAUGACUGUCUCUGUUGUAUUCUGUUCAGAUUAUAUGUUUCUAUCUUUUUCUUACUUGUUUCCUUAUCUUGAAAACCAUAAAACAAUUCUGCCGUAAACAUCUUAGUUAACCAUUUCAACUUUGAAAUAGGCAAUAAAAAAGUUGAAUGUAAUUUGAUAUUUCUGAACUGGUUUAUAAAAAGUUCCAUGAGGACACUGGCAAGGCGAGGUAUCAUCAGUCCAUCUCAUGUUCUCAUAUACUGAUCGAACCUCAGGCUAACAAGCUCGAGCCUCACUAUUUAAAUGAUUUUGUGAUGUUCACUGAUUCUGCAUAUAAGCAAUUAUUAUUAUUGAGUAUGGAUUUCAUUAAAUUCUCAAUUUUGUUCAAUUUUUUUAUUGCAUUUAUCCAAUAUGUAGUACUAUAAUACAAAAUAAACGUUGGGAAUGAGUGUCAAAUAUGGAGAGAGAAGGAGAAUGAGGGAGAAAGAGAGAACAGAAAGGGAUAAGAGAGAAUUAGGAGAGAAACUUCAUUCACUGGACUCAUUGUCAUUCUCAUAGCCUCAUUACGAUCUGUCCAACCCCUCUUAUUUAUAAGCCUAGGGAUCCAUUGACUAAUUCCACUAACUAACUCUAACCAACUUGCUUCCUAAUUAAUUACAAUUAUAUAUCAUACUAUUAGGUUAUAUUAUAUCAUUCUUGAAGUCAUUUAGAGGUUGCUUUUCCAGCAUAGUUUUUUCUAUCCACAAAGUUUAAGUCUUGACUUUCUUUAAAAGGAUUAAGUGCCUUCCACUUAACCCAACUAUUAUUGACUUUUGUUCUGAUUUUUAUUUCCUUCAGAGUAUUUUCGCUCUACAAAGUUGUAUGUUGUGACUGCGUUUGGGCUCUUUGGCAUUUUCUUGGCAUCCUGUUUAGUUGAGUAAAUAAUUGUAGUCAAUACUGCACACUACCCAAGUAACCUGAGAAACUAGCCGGACAGAGCCAAAAUGAGCCAGGUCAAGUUGGGCAUAGAGGAUAAUGUCUUCCUCUUCCAAUUCUUUGAUCGAGUCUGUUAUUGUUGAAUGUUGAGUGAGAUGGUUGUGACUGUUGGCUGGUUCAAAUCGCGUUAGGGGCUAUUGCUGAUCUUUUCUAAAGCUAUGAGAUGUUGAUUAAUUAUUGCCAUGAUGCAAACGGAAAGCAAAAGCAAACAACUAAGUCGGAGGAGCUUCCAGAUGCGUAGUUAAACUUUCUGGGCUGAAAAGAAGCAGGCCUCCUGCUUCACUCAACGCUUUCUUUGCGAGCAAGUCUGCCAUCUGCAUACGCCCUCUUUUAACAGUGAUGAGUUGCACGCCCACUCUCGCAAGCAUGCUCUUGAUUUCUUGUAUCAAUUGCCAGUCCAUGUGGGUCUCAGGAACGUCCGACCAAAUCAGUUGAAUAGCUUCAACACAGUCGCUGUGUAUGGCAGCCUUCCGAUGUCCUCUGUCCCAAGCGCGUUUUAAAGUCAUGAGGCAGCCCCAUAACUCUGCUGUAAGAAUAAACGCUUAUCAAUUAUGUGCCUAUCGUCUGCAACAAGUGCUGUAAUUCAUGGACUGUCAAUUUUUUUUCUGAAAAAAUAUAAACGUGUUCAUUCAGUCAAAUAAAGAAGCAUAUUGCAUGGGUUCAUGCCAAA
This is a messenger RNA of Neltuma alba, 2750 nucleotides long. RefSeq lists its product as uncharacterized. Gene Ontology annotation, biological process: peptidyl-proline hydroxylation to 4-hydroxy-L-proline. The transcript is spliced from 4 exons. The record is from RefSeq and is a predicted model, not a curated record. Bases 17 to 733 code for a protein of 238 amino acids. Lineage: Eukaryota; Viridiplantae; Streptophyta; Magnoliopsida; Fabales; Fabaceae. Gene Ontology annotation, molecular function: L-ascorbic acid binding; procollagen-proline 4-dioxygenase activity; iron ion binding. Gene Ontology annotation, cellular component: endoplasmic reticulum.